AUGAGUAUGGCGAUAAAUGAAAUUAUAAAUAAAGAAUUUGAAGAGUUAAGACAAAGACUAGAGAAAAUAGGUCAACUGGUACAACCGGUUGAAACUGAAGAUAAAGUCUUAUUGAUUAAGCAGAAUAAGGAAUAUAUUAAUAAAGAAAGGAUUCAAAUAAAACUUUUAAGAAAUAAUCUUUCACAAAUUGAGUCACUUCAUGAGAAAUGGCUGAACUUAUCUGCAUCAGAGUCAGUUGAUGAAGAGCAGAUGGGGGAGGCAAUAGAGGAUCUUCUUGGAGACCUAGAACAGUUAAGAAAGGCUAGGAAGACAAUGACUAUAAUAGAAGCUAAUGUGGAGCAAUGUAAAGAAAAUUUACAAGAGUUGACUAAACAGGAAAAGACAGUACCUAUAAGUCCAAAUGUUUUUACACUUCCGAUCCCUACUUUCAACGGCAACUUGACUGAGUGGUUUUCAUUUUGGAAUUCUUUUGAAACCUAUGUAGAAAAGAAUAAUAAGCUAGGUAAGAUACAAGAACUGUCACAAUUAAAGAAAGUUUUGGCAGGAGAAGCAAAAAAAUUAGUAGAAGGUUAUAUAAUUUUUGCUGCUGAUUAUGAAAUAGUAAAACGUAACUUAGAAAAAAGGCCUUGUUACUCCUGUAGUCAAAAGCAUGAUGUAUUAUUUUACAAAACUUGGAAAGAACAGAAACAACCUGUUAGUAGUUCCUUUUUAUCUUAUAUAAAUGGGUGUUCUAAAACCGAAGAUUAUCUCUCAGAUCAAAUUGAUACCAGUGAAGAUUCAAAAUCAGUUCUAUCCAAUACUAGUCAAUUUGACUCGUUGGGAUCAAUAAGUUCUACUACUUCACUAUUGAGAAAAUUUUGUCAAAAGUUGUGGGAACGACAUUAUAAGUGGGAUGAGUUGUUAGGAUCAAGUUUAAUGCAAGAAUGGAACAGAUUAGUAAAACCUUUCAAAUUUGCUCAAUUUGCUCAUAGACAAGUUCCAUCAGAUGGAAAUUGGGACUUACAUGUAUUUAUUGAUGGUUCCAAAAAUGGAUAUGCAGCUAUAGUGUAUGCAACAGUAAAAGUGGAAAAUACUAAAUAUUCUAGUAUCAUGUAUGCAAAGAGUAGAUUAAUGCCUAUUAAACUUAUAACAAUGCCUAAAGCUGAGUUAUUAGCAGCUGAGACAAUAAAAGAUUUAGGACUAAAAUUUAGAUUUGUGCCAUCAGAAGAUAAUCCGGCUGAUAUAGGAUCUAUGGAAUGUAUUCCAAAUAAAUUAAAAAAUAAUGAUCUUCGGUGGUCAGAUCCAGAUUAG
Molecule: messenger RNA, 1290 nt
Organism: Enterobius vermicularis (human pinworm)
Lineage: Eukaryota; Metazoa; Nematoda; Chromadorea; Rhabditida; Oxyuridae
Source: the annotation of a GenBank genome assembly